Messenger RNA from Populus nigra (black poplar), 4032 nucleotides. Its product is annotated as kinesin-like protein KIN-14B. The record is from RefSeq and is a predicted model, not a curated record. Gene Ontology annotation, biological process: microtubule-based movement. Gene Ontology annotation, molecular function: microtubule binding; ATP binding; microtubule motor activity. NCBI's taxonomy places the organism in Eukaryota, Viridiplantae, Streptophyta, Magnoliopsida, Malpighiales, Salicaceae. The transcript is spliced from 23 exons. The coding region runs from base 111 to 3935 and encodes 1274 amino acids.
AGAGGGAAAGGAAAUCGAAAAGAGAAAUGAAAUGAAAACCACAAGCAGAAAGAAAGAGUGGUAAUGCGAAGAAGAAAAGGUUGAGAACAAAAUAGGUUGUUGAGUGAUUAAUGGCGGAGCAGAGAAAUAUGUGGAACUGGGAGGUGGCUGGCUUCGAGCCGAGGCCGGUGGAGGUGGAGCAGCCGAUCGUACGGCGGUACUCGAUCUCGACGACGCGAGAGAAUUCGGAGUUCUCGAAGCAGGCUCUCGCCUCCAAAGUUCACCGAUUGAAAGAUAAAAUCAAGCUUGCAAAAGAGGAUUACUUGGAGUUGAGACAAGAAGCAAGUGAUUUACAGGAAUAUUCUAAUGCGAAACUUGAUCGAGUUACUCGUUAUCUUGGAGUCCUUGCUGAAAAAACUCGUAAGCUAGAUCAAGUUGCCCUUGAAACCGAGGCUAGAAUAUCUCCACUCAUCAAUGAGAAGAAAAGAUUGUUCAAUGACUUGUUAACAGCCAAAGGAAGCAUAAAGGUGUUUUGUCGUGUACGACCAUUAUUUGAAGAUGAAAGUCCUUCUGUUGUUGAAUUUCCUGAUGAUUGCACAAUCCGCGUCAAUACUGGCUCUGAUACCAUCUCCAAUCCCAAAAAAGAUUUUGAAUUUGACAGAGUUUAUGGACCUCAUGUGGGACAAGCUGAGUUGUUCACAGAUGUGCAACCAUUUGUGCAGUCUGCUUUGGAUGGAUAUAAUGUUUCUAUAUUUGCUUAUGGACAAACUCACUCUGGAAAGACACACACUAUGGAAGGAUCUAGCUAUGAUCGUGGUUUAUAUGCUCGUUGUUUUGAAGAGUUGUUUGAUUUGGCUAACUCAGAUUCAACUUCUACUUCUCAGUUCAAUUUCUCUGUUACGGUUUUUGAGCUAUACAAUGAACAGAUAACUGAUUUGCUGUCAGAGUCCGAAAAUACUUUGCAGAAGAUCUGCAUGGGAUCACUGGAAUCAUUUAUAGAGCUUCAGCAAGAAAAAGUCGAUAACCCAUUGGACUUUUCUAGAAUCUUGAAAGCCGCAUUUCAGAGACGGGAAAAUAACAUAUCAAAGUUGAAUGUUUCUCACUUGAUUGUAACAGUGCACAUAUAUUAUAACAAUGUGAUCAGUGGGGAGAACUUGUAUAGCAAGCUUUCUCUUGUUGACCUGGCUGGAAGUGAAGGUCUAAUAGCAGAAGAUGAUAGCAGUGAGCGUGUGACAGACAUGCUACAUGUGAUGAAAUCACUCUCAGCGUUGGGGGAUGUCUUGUCUUCUUUAACUUCAAGGAAGGAUGUUGUUCCUUAUGAAAAUUCAAUGCUGACAAAAGUUCUUGCUGACUCCUUAGGGAGGGAUUCAAAAACUUUGAUGAUACUUAAUGUGUGUCCAAAUAUUGCAAAUUUGCCUGAGACAUUAUCGUCUCUCAGCUUCUGUUCUAGGGCUAGAAAUGCUACACUAAGCCUCGGAAAUCGAGAUACAAUUAAGAAGUGGAGAGAUGUUGCUAAUGAUGCACGCAAGGAGUUAUAUGAAAAGGAAAAGGAAAUUCAAGAUCUGAAACAAGAGGUUUUGGAAUUGACGCAAGCACUCAAAGAUGCAAAUGACCAGUGUGUCUUGCUCUUCAAUGAAGUUCAGAAGGCGUGGAAAGUUUCUUUCACCCUGCAAUCAGAUUUAAAGUCAGAGAAUAUUAUGAUUGCUGACAAGCAUAAGGUGGAAAAGGAACAAAAUGCUCAGCUUAGAAAUCAAGUAGCUCAACUGCUACACACGGAACAGGAUCAAAAAAUGAUAAUGCAACAAAAAGAUUCCACAAUUCAGACACUCCAGGCCCAAAUUAAAAGCAUGGAGUCACAGCUCAAUGAAGCUCUCCGUUUGAGGGAAGCUCGGUCAACAUUUGGCUCAGAAUCAGGGCCUGUGAUUUCAUCAAUCUCUAAGGCAACCGGGGAUGGCAUGGAUUCUUCAGCAGUAACCAAGAAACUUGAAGAAGAACUAAGAAAGCGUGAUGCUUUGAUUGAGAGGUUGCAUGAAGAAAAUGAGAAACUGUUCGAUAGAUUAACAGAAAAAGCCUCUUUAGCUGGAUCACCCCAGGUGUCUAGUCCAUUGUCCAAAGGAACUGUGAAUGUUAAGUCUCAGGAGCUGGGAAGAAAUGAGAACAAUAAAGGACGUUCAAUGGAUGUUGCUCCAUCACCAUUGGGUGCAGAUAAGACUGAUGGAACCGUUGCUUUGGUUAAAUCAGGAUCUGAGAAAGUUAAAUCCACCCCGGCAGGAGAAUAUCUUACAGCUGCACUAAAUGACUUUGAUCCUGAACAAUAUGACAGCCUUGCUGCCAUUUCAGAUGGUGCAAACAAGCUUUUGAUGUUGGUUCUGGCAGCAGUCAUUAAAGCAGGUGCUUCUAGAGAGCAUGAAAUACUUGCUGAAAUCAGAGAUGCUGUUUUCUCUUUUAUCCGCAAAAUGGAACCAAAGAGGGUAAUGGAUACCAUGCUUGUUUCCCGUGUCAGAAUUUUGUACAUAAGAUCUUUGCUUGCCAGGUCUCCUGAGCUGCAGUCCAUCAAGGUUCCUCCUGUUGAGUGCUUUUUGGAGAGGGCUAAUACUGGACGAAGUAGAAGCUCCAGCCGAGGCAAUAGUCCUGGAAGAUCCCCUGUGCAGUUUGUGGAGGAGCAGAUCCAAGGCUUUAAAGUGAACAUAAAGCUGGAGAAGAAGUCUAAGUUGUCAUCAGUUGUUUUGAGAAUGAGAGGAAUUGAUCAGGAUGCAUGGAGGCAGCAGGUAACUGGUGGAAAACUGAGGGAAAUUCAAGACGAAGCAAAAAGUUUUGCAAUAGGAAACAAAGCUCUUGCUGCUCUCUUUGUGCAUACUCCAGCUGGCGAGCUGCAGAGGCAAAUUAGGUCCUGGCUUGCAGAGAAUUUUGAGUUUCUUUCUGUUACUGGAGAUGAUGCAUCGGGUGGGAUCACUGGUCAAUUAGAACUCCUUUCGACUGCAAUUAUGGAUGGCUGGAUGGCUGGAUUGGGUGCUGCAUUGCCUCCCAGUACAGAUGCUCUUGGCCAGCUUCUAUCCGAGUAUGCAAAACGGGUUUUUACUUCUCAAUUGCAACACUUAAAGGAUAUUGCUGGGACCUUAGCAUCAGAAGAGGCAGAAGAUGCAGCACAAGUAGCGAAACUGCGUUCGGCUCUAGAGUCUGUCGAUCACAAAAGAAGAAAGAUCUUGCAACAAAUGAGAAGUGAUGCAGCCUUAUUAACAUUGGAAGAUGGUGGUUUGCCUGUUCAAAAUCCUUCCACUGCUGCUGAAGAUGCACGAUUAGCAUCUCUGAUUUCUCUUGAUGGCAUAUUGAAGCAAGUCAAGGAUAUAUUGAGACAAUCCUCAGUGAACACCUUGAGUAAAUCUAAGAAGAAAACGCUGCUUGUUUCUCUGGAUGAACUUGGGGAAAGGAUGCCUUCCCUCCUCAAUAUUGAUCACCCAUGUGCCCAAAGGCAAAUUGCAGAAGCUCGUCGCAUGGUUGAGUCAAUUCCUGAACAAGAUGACCCCCUUCAUGAGUUGGCACAUGCUCGAAAAUCUACUGCUGAUUUGGGGUCUGGUACAGAAACUGAUGUGGCACAGUGGAACGUUUUGCAAUUCAAUACAGGCUCAACUACCCCGUUUAUCAUCAAGUGUGGAGCAAACUCAAACUCAGAACUGGUGAUUAAGGCUGAUGCCCGUGUUCAGGAACCCAAAGGUGGUGAAAUCAUGAGGGUCGUUCCAAGACCAUCAGUUUUGGAAAAUAUGAGCAUGGAUGAAAUGAAACAUGUAUUCUCUCAACUACCUGAAGCUUUAAGCUUGCUUGCCCUUGCAAGGACUGCAGAUGGUACCCGAGCUAGGUAUUCUAGACUUUAUAGAACUUUAGCUAUGAAGGUUCCCUCAUUGAGGGACCUUGUUGGUGAGCUUGAGAAGGGUGGAGUGCUGAAAGAUGUGAAGUCAUGAAUUUAAAGAAUGUUGAGAACUCAGAGCAUGCAGUGUAUGAUAUGAUUGGUUGUGCUUGCCGCGGUGUUCAUAUUAUUAUUAUUAUUUAUUCCUGUUA